Molecule: messenger RNA, 870 nt
Organism: Sitophilus oryzae (rice weevil)
Lineage: Eukaryota; Metazoa; Arthropoda; Insecta; Coleoptera; Curculionidae
Gene: Polr3I
Product: DNA-directed RNA polymerase III subunit RPC9
Exons: 4
Coding region: 347-748 (133 amino acids)
Biological process (GO): transcription initiation at RNA polymerase III promoter
Cellular component (GO): RNA polymerase III complex
Molecular function (GO): nucleotide binding
Source: RefSeq, a predicted model, not a curated record
UUUUUUUCUUAAUUGAGGUUAUAUCACCGAACCACACAGAAAAUAGGUUAUAUUUAUAGUAUUUUUGAACAGAAAGGCUCUGACAGCUCCGAAAACGUUCGUCUUCAAAAUCGCAUAUCCGAAUACUCCGCAAUCACGUGAUUUAACUCGGCCUCUGCCCGCCCUCAUCUGCGAUUUGUAAUGUCGAACGCAGCUGUAAUAUGUUUUCGAUUUCGAUGAAGUUUUCGAUCGUAUGUUUUGGAAGUUCGAGUUGAAUUUUCCUUUUUUUGUUUCUUUAUGAAUCGCUAACUUUGCAAAAGUAAUAUAAUUGUAAAAAAAAUAAUACAUUUUAUACUAGAUAGGAUAAAUGGAAAUAAUAAGUGAAAACGCUGCUAGUCUAAGUAAUUAUGAAGUAUUUGUGCAUUUACAGAAAAUCAAGGAAAGUAGGAAGAAACAAAAAGGACAACUUGCCACCAUUACUUAUGAGACUUUGAGAUAUCUAGAAGAAACUUCUUGUAAAAAUCAGAAUCCAGAAGAUAUAACACAAUGUCUAAAAGACUUGGAGGAAUUUAAUUUAAACAAAUCUGAAAAAUUAAUGUUAGUAAAUACACCUCCCGCGACUCCACUUGAAAUUCAGUUGAUGAUUGAAGAAAGUGAGGAAAGACUCUCGGAGGAGCAAGUACAAACUAUAUUAAGUAUCUUGGCAAAACACUUUCCUCAUUUGCACAUUGUUAAAACAGAGCAGGAGGAUGAAGAAAACUUAGAUUAAAGAACAAAAUGUAUAUUUUUUGUUACAUUUAUUUAUGUUAAUUAAUUUUUAUACAAAUAGUUUAUUAAAUUAUCUUUUUUGAUCUCCUAGAUCUUCAAUAAAAUCUUCAUCAAUCUAAAAUA